Molecule: messenger RNA, 3730 nt
Organism: Mus musculus (house mouse)
Lineage: Eukaryota; Metazoa; Chordata; Mammalia; Rodentia; Muridae
Gene: Sgo1
Product: shugoshin 1
Exons: 9
Coding region: 363-1916 (517 amino acids)
Biological process (GO): chromosome segregation; mitotic sister chromatid cohesion, centromeric; centriole-centriole cohesion
Cellular component (GO): kinetochore; spindle pole; centrosome
Molecular function (GO): kinase binding
Source: RefSeq, a predicted model, not a curated record
CAGGCGCGCCACGUGAUGCCAUUCCCCGGGGCCGGGCGCUGCGUCUACGGAGAAGGGCGGGCCGGAGUGUCACGUGAUGGUGUCCGGCCAGCCAAUGGAUACGCGUAACGCAGAAUUUCGAAUGUGGCGGCGGUAGCUGCGGAGCGCGGCGGAGCGGGAGGUUGCAUCUGCUCGUCCGGACCUGAGUGGCCGAGGUACGGAGCGGUACGGGCGGCGGGACUGGAGAUGAAUUUCACUAUGUAGCCCAAGCAUAAAUCUAUGACCCACCUGCCUUAGCCUUUUUAGUAGCUUGGAUUAUUCUACAACACCUGACUUAAUAUUUCUAAGCAGAAAAUCAAAAUAUUGCUUUUUUUGAAACAAAGAUGGCUAAGGAAAGGUGUCAGAAAAGGUCCUUUCAAGAUACCCUUGAAGACAUUAAGAAUCGAAUGAAAGAAAAAAGGAAUAAAAAUUUGGCGGGGAUUGGGAAACGCAAGUCCUUUAUUGUUGCACCGGGCCAAGUACCCACUAACACUGCUACACUACUGAGAUAUUACCAAGAUAACAACAGGUUGUUAGUCUUGGCUUUGGAAAAUGAGAAAUCCAAAGUGAGAGAAGCACAGGAUGUCAUCCUGCAACUGAGAAAAGAAUGCUACUACCUUACUUGUCAGCUGUAUGCAUUGAAAGAGAAGCUAACUUCCCGACAAAGUGAAGAAACUACUCAGAACUGGAAAGGACGUCCCUCAGACGUGGUCUCCAGCAUUGACAAUACGACCAGGGACUUGUCAGGGAAGUCCUUACAGCAAAUUGCUGUUGAAGAAACUGAUUGUCCUUACCAAACCACAGAACCAAGUCCUGCUGUUACUCCAGAGACACAGGGUUGCGAUUUUGAUUCAGGUAAAGUUGAGUCUACUGAUGAAGUCUUACCCAGAACUAUAUCUAUCCGUCGCCAUUUAAGGAAAGAUUUUAGUAAUAUAAGCCACUCCACGACUUUGGAGGAUUGUAAAGCCAGUCCAAGAGUGGCACAGUCUCUGGAAGUUAAAGGAAGUAGAUGUAGAGAAGUAACCGUAACCCUGCACAGACUUGAAAAUGUUUGUCUGUGGAACAAAGACCAAAUUAGCUUAUGUUCUAGACUGAUUAACCCAGCAAAGAUUACUGAAACAGAAGUCAUUUUAUCAUCUAAACCUGAACAAAUAGAAAGCAAGCAUAAACGUGCACGAAAAAGAAGAGCAGAGCAAAGAAGAACCAAGCAGAGAUGCAAAUCAAAAUCCUCAUUGAGGAGUAAGGGGAACAAAAACAAAGAUAAGCAGGGUUUACCCCCUACUACACUGGAUGGAGGUAUUGGUUCCUGUGAUGCUUACGAUUUUAAUCUAAAAGGGACGGUCCACCCCACCCCUUUCCGACAAAAAAUGAACAAUGGCUGCAACAAAGAAACGGAUAGCAGCAACUCAGAAGUGAGUGACCUCGAAUGCAGUACCUCUGAGGAUGAGUCUGAUGACCUCUACCUGCCUCCCUCCAAGCGCUUGCGAGACUACAGAGAGUCAGAGAGAGCAGUUACCAGGCCUCGGUCUAAAAGAGGACUUCAGUACCCAGAUGGGAAAGAGAGGAAGGAGGUGCUGCCAUCUACAGCUCCUACUGGUAUCCCACCUGAGACUCAAGAGUCACCUCGUUGUAGCCUAAAGGAUGUCACCAAUAUCCUGCAGUGUCCUAGAGUGAAGAUCAGGAAGCCUUCUCUGCCUCCAAAGCGGCGUGAAGACAGCCCAGCAGUGGCUCUGACUAAACGCAGGUGUAGCACCAUCAAAAGCUAUAAAGAGCCAACACUCGCUUCAAAGCUAAGAAGAGGGGACCCUUUCACGGACUUGUGUUUCUUGAAUUCUCCUAUUUUCAAGCAGAAAAGGGGUAUGAGAUGUCCUAAAAGAAGAACCAAGCAAACACAGUAACUCAUUUGAUUAGCUACUGUUUAAGGUGAUCCUUCUUUUUUACCUAAUAAAAUAUUAUUAGACAGUGCACAAUGGGCAGAACCUCUACCAGGCUCUGAUCAGGAGGGUCUCUUGGACAUAUACUUUGUAUGGACUAUUAUAUUACCAACAUCUAAAACUUCUCCAGCAUCCUUAUUUUUUCCUUAAGCAGGAGAAUUGCAGAGUACAAAACUUGCAUCGUAGAAAACUUACAUAGGAUGUAGAUCUUUCAUAAAUCCUUACCAUCACAGUAAGACAUAAGUGGGUGAGGAUCCCUUCUGUCAUUGAUUCUUUCUGUAAACUGUGUAUCGAAUGGUGAUUAAGAGAAUUAAUGAAUUGGGUUCUGGAACAAGGUAACUGUUGUGAACUGUGAGUACUAUGCUAUUGCUCAGCAGAAUAAUAGCACUGUCGUGGACCUCAGGCUAGCCCUUUGUGUGGUCAGUCUACAGUGUAAAUAAAGGUGUGAAUAAAGGGGCUUCUGGCUUUGAUAUGUGAACAAAAUAAAAGUAUCCAGUUCAGAACAUUGAAUCUUUAUGUGUGUAUGUAUGUCUUCAAACUUAAAUCGUUGUAACUGGUCCAUUGUUAAAGGUGAAGCCUAUGGUGACCGCAUUGUGUUUUCCUUUUGCUCUUAAUGGUCAGUUACUCUUGAUUAUCUUCCUUUCUGGCCUUUACCACUCCCAACUUAGCUGGAACCUCUUCUGUCUUCCCUGGUUCCCCUUUUCUUCCCAUUAGAUUUGUCCUGUCAAGUUUUCCCAACUGAAGCCUCCAGGGCCAACAUCAAGGCAUUUCAAUUUUCAUUAAAUCGGAAGAACGUUUGUCUCCUAUGGGCAAGGCCCAGGGAUAGAUAAAUACCACUCAAACAGGAGAUUUUAAGCUAUCAGAAGGGCCUUCUGGUGGUCAUCUCAGAUUUUACCCACAACUGCAUGGCUUCCUACAUUUACCAUCAAACUGAAAGUGUGGCUCUGUCACUCACGUGCACCCCUCUCGCCCAUCACAGCCUUACAUUUUUAGCCACUGUUUACAGCUCUGAGGAUUGGACCCACAACUCUGUGUGUGGUAGGAGUAGUCACAGCAAUCCUCAGCCACUCCAUUUAUCAUUUUCUAAUGUCAUGGUAUCUUGAAAGUAUCCAUUUUAGCUAAAUAUAAAUGCAGUUAAAAGUCUAGUUUCAGCCCAGUUAGCUGCAUGUAGCGGUGAUUACCAUAGUACAGCCUACAUAGAGAAAGGCCCUAUCUGUUUUGGACAAGCUAAAUUUACUUUUUCUGUAGUUAACAUAAAGUAGAAAAUAUUUGGAUUAAAUUUUGCUACUUGGCUUGCAGAACCUCAGAUAUUUAUUUUCUCCCCUUUUGUCAAAAAAGCUUUCCAAAGGCUGAUAUGUUGCAUACAUGUAAUUUCAGCAAUAUAGAGGCUGAGUCAGGUACUACGGAUCUCAAAAACCAAACAAACAAAAAUCCACUUCCUGCUAUAGACAUUUAAAUGGCUACUUCGUAGGUCAGCAUGUCUAGUGUCAUGGUGACGCUCACUCACUCCAUGCCAGUCACUUAUCUUAAAGCUGGUAUUAGGCCUUUAGUCUUCUUCAUCUUUCUUUAUUCUUGCUGUAGUGUUUACUCAUGGGCUAUUAAGGGGUUUGUGUCAACAUUUUUAUGAAACAUGUAUUUUUAUAAAAUAUGUAUUGUAUUAUUUAUGUUUAUAAUUGACUUAAGAGUUUGAGACUUCCCUGGUUGAUAGAUAUAGUUAUUUCUGUGGUUGUAUAAUAUGAUAUAAAUAAACCAGACUUAAUGACCUCUUUUGAGACAUA